This is a messenger RNA of Symbiodinium sp. CCMP2592, 357 nucleotides long. The record is from the annotation of a GenBank genome assembly. Lineage: Eukaryota; Dinophyceae; Suessiales; Symbiodiniaceae.
AUGCAUGCCCAGAGAAGACUCGGUGAGCUGGAGGAGAAGCAAGAGCAGAUGCGGCAACGCCACCAGUCAGAGCUGGAUGCCCUUCGGGAUCAACUCCGCGAUGAGCGGCGCCGGAGCUGGAAACGGCUCCUGCGGCGUUUGGCCCCGCCUGGUCUUUCUUUGGCAGCUCACCGGGCACGGCCCGCGGCGCCAGGCUCUCUGGCCAGUCCGCUCCCCACGCCCCGAAAGCGACGAAAAGAUGCAAAGACGUCUGGAGAGGAGCCCCUUCUGGUGGAGCAGCCGGCGCGGCGAACGCUGGAGCCGGUGACCAAGGCCGCCCACGCUUCAGGUGAGGAGCGCCAUUGGGAAUCUUACUGA